This is a messenger RNA of Hypomesus transpacificus, 4617 nucleotides long. Its product is annotated as sterile alpha motif domain-containing protein 3-like. The transcript has 5 exons. The record is from RefSeq and is a predicted model, not a curated record. Lineage: Eukaryota; Metazoa; Chordata; Actinopteri; Osmeriformes; Osmeridae. Bases 1031 to 2632 code for a protein of 533 amino acids.
UGUACAUUUUAUUAGGCUAAUGCUAGUUUUACAGUAGAUCAAUAUCUCUACAUUAAGAAUUAUUGUGGUCCAAAGUACUUGAGAAUACAUGUAAACGUUAUAGGCUAUUAGUGACAGAGUCCAUGAGUGGAAAACCAAUACUUGUGCAUUUGUAAAUGUAUUUGUAAAAUAUCCCCUGUGCUACUUGUGACACAGUACUGGAUUAUAUAACACGUAUGGCAUUAAAAUACAGGCCUAAAAUAUAGAUUUUCCCAAAGUAAAAUACACUGCAGUGCCAUCAUGUAAAUAAAAUCAUCAUAACAGCAAUGGGCACAUCAUAAUCCCUCUUAGUUACAAAACAAGUGUUAUACAUCUUGUAAAUCCUGAACAUAUUUUGUAAAUCCUGAACAGUUGUAGGCUACUCUUACAAUCUUAAUUGACUGAUUCAUCCUACUCAGUGCUGUUUUAUCUUAUCUGAUAAUGUUGGUUAUGGUAUAUGGUUUACCAACAAAUUCAAAUGCUAACGUCUUUCUUUGCAGUUGUUGGUGGUUUUCAUCGAUAUAAGACAGAAAGAUUAAUGCAUUGUUAGAAUUGUAGUUUUACUGUAGUAUAGUCGUUUAAUAAUUUAAAUAGCUCUUAAGUUUUUGAUAGUUCUUGUUUAGCUAGUGUUCCGACAUACACUGAUAAAAUGAACUUUAUGGUAGAGUAAAAUAUAUUAACUCAAUUGUCAUAAAUUGUACAUUAUUAUAUUAAGUUUCAGUGUGUACUACAAUGUUUUGAGUAAGUAUUUCAAUAUAUACGCAUUUAAUUCAUGUAAUAAACUAAAUGUGUGGGAAGAUUACGUUUUAGCACAUAUUUAUUAAUACAAUUUAAAUGAUUUAGAGUCACUAUAAAUACACCAAAAAAUACUAAGUAAAUUUUAAUCAAAAACUAGCCCUUUCAUCUGCGCUUGCGCCCUUGGACUUGAGAAGAUACGCGCGAUUUUACUUCGGUCAGAGACGGUUGGUUCAGAGAAUGUAGAAGUGCUCUGGUUGGGUUGAACAGCAUCCAUAUGUUAUCUCUGUUCUGCUUUCCCAAGGCUGUGAUGUCUAACCCCAGUCAACUACGUGUCAUUAUUGAAGAGACUGAAAUUCACAAAUUAAUCCUACCAGAUGGAAUUCCUAGUACCUUAGACGAACUUUUGGCAGCUGCGAAGCAUAAUUUUGAUCUUGAAGGGAGUUAUGCAGUAAUGCAUAUGGACAAAGAUUUUGAUAACCAAUUCUUUACGUUAACAUCUACAGAUGUGGUCAACGACAAAGACACUAUAAAACUAGUGAAAACAGAUCCUUCUAUUAUUCUCACAUUGAGUCCCAUCAAUGAGCCUGCUGCUUCUUCUUCUCCAGUGCCACUUUCUUUCCAGGAUGACAGUUCCUCAGUUAGUUCAUCCGAUACCUUGAUGUUACCACUGUCCCCAGACUACAGAUCAGAACCGUGGCCAACUACUUUUGUGAUACCCACUUUUUCAUAUAAUGUCGAAAUCCCCCUUCAAGCAGGAAAUAAGGCUUAUGAAAGUGAUGGCUCACUCCUUCAAAAUCCAAGCAUGAACUCUGACGUACUUGAGAAACUUGCUGAAGCUAUAUUUCAGUACACUGCCUAUCCCACUGGACGUCAAAUACAGGCAGUUGUAGAAGCCCUGUUGGCAAAGCAUCCUUGCCUAAGGGAGCCUGGAACUUCAUAUUCAGGCAUGUACGGGUGGCAGCAGCGUCUUAAAUACAAGAUGGCAAAUUUCCGUUCUAAACUGCGAAGGCGUGAAGUACAUUGUCCUGAACUUGACAUCAACUCAUUGAAAAGGAAAUCUCCUGGGGAGAAAAAUCCAGCCAAAAACUGUAAGAGACCAAAGAGAGCAGAGGUAAACUACCUUCCUCCACAUCCAAGUGGAGAAACUAGCAACACUCUGGAGAUGGAGAGACUGCAGCUUCUUAAUGAGGUAAAGAAGAAGAACAACACUAAGGUGAUAGCAGAAAAAAUGGCCAAAACAUUCUCCUAUCGAAGGCUUGAGGUUGUGAGUGGUAGUCCAGCUGCCGAUGACUUCCAAGAGAGAUGGCCAGCUUUGUUUUGUGAAGCAGAGAUCAAAGAGGAAUUCAGGAGAAUUACUACAAUUUCCCUGGAGCAGAGAUUCAUGCACAAACUGGAUCACUACACACCAAGACUUAUUUCCCUGAUGAAGGCCAAGGGAGGUGUCGUGGGGACCAAGCUGAGGCCGCUCCUGGACAAACUGAGUCAGCACCAAAGCAUUGAAACGAAACGUGAAGCUGUUAUCCGCAGCCUUAUACUGUACCUUGCAGAGAAAGAAGAGGACCUUUUUGAAGAUUGCCAAGAGGACAGCCGCAGUGAUGCCACUCAACACAUCCUGAAGAUCCUUGUUGUUCAUGGUGCUGAUGGAGAGGAUCCAGUGGAUGUGUCCAUCCUUCUUGAAGGCAAGGAGAUGUUGCCAGGAUGCGGGAGUUCUGCUAAAGCUUGCGCGCUGGUCAUGGGGCUGAUUUAUGCCCUCAACCUGGCAUACCCCCCAACACUGCGCUACACUUUUGAAGUUUUUCAAAAACUUUUCCUAGAACUGGAUGGGAUUAAGCUGUCCCCAAAAAUACAAGCUUUCAAAUGUAAGUUGCUGUCUUAAAUGCUACCACCAUGGCAGGUGCAGUCAAUCUUGUUAGAGCUUAUGACAGUUUAGUUAACAUAUUAUACUCUACCACAAAGUUAAGAAUUUAUUAGUUUGAAAUCCAAUAUGUCAGUUACACACAGACAUGAUUUAAAAAGGAAAUCUACGUUUCUUUUUUUAUUUUACCACGCACUGUCAUGAAACACUUUAUUUUUUAUAAACACAUGCAGCUUUAGAGUUCAUCAGGACAUGUGUUGGCUUUUUGAUGAAGUAACAAUCUGUUGAACCACUCCUUACUGUUUGAAUGCAUUCACAAAGCCUGUUGGCAGAAUUUAUUACUUGCAUUCCUAACCCAAAUACAUGCAUUUUCUUUAGUCAUGUAAGCCUUGCAGUUGUUAAAAUGGUCAUGCUAGACACCUGAGUGUUUCACAGACUUCUGAUUUAAGAGUUUUUGGCUUGUACCUUGUGAAUUGAUAGAGCAGUGAUUUGAUAACAUUUAUAAAAAAAUAAAUUUGGACAAAAGAAAAACUGAAUAAUUGUAUUUUGUGUGUGAUUUGUGAUGCAAGUAUAUUGAAUGCAUAGGUAAUGAUAACAUUAAUUUGGUAAUAUUUAUCAAAAGAUAAUUUGAUGAAAAUGUCCAUAUUGUCAAUAAUAUAACUUUAUUACUGACUUAUUUACAAACAAAAAUAUAAUAAUAUCCUCUUAAUUAUUUCAUAACAGUAAAUAUUACUGUCAUAAGAUUUACUUAUUACGUUGAGCACAGCAGAUUUCCUGUCAGAAUUUUUUUAUUGACUUUACUUAAUUGUUUUAAAUAAAUAUAACUCAUACAAUACAUAUAAUUAAGUAAGCUUUACUGUAUCCCUACGAAUGUGAAGUUUAGUGGUAAGUACGUUUUACUAGGUUCAGGCUAAUGAGUUCUACUUGAUAUAAGAGCAGUACAAUUUACUUGAAAAGUACUAGUGCAAAUUGUUACGAGGAUUUUAUCAAGUAUAUCUUACAAGUUUUUUUUUUCAGUGUAGCUCUACUGUAGGUUUGUUGUGUAAUCUUUAGCGUAGCUUAUAAUAGUGAAGUUUACAGUAGGGUUUUGUAUAUUUAGCGUAGACUAAUCAAUUGUUUUAUAGUAUCAGUGUUGUGUAGUUUCAUUGUAGGUUUUGUAUUUAGGUUUAGCGUUAGUUGCGUAUACUCAAUGUUUUAGCUAGUCCAAGUUAGUUGCUACGGCCUACCUAGCAAUUUCUGUACAGUAGCUACCAGUACAGUGACCAACUGACACACCAAUCAACAACAAUUGCCAGGUGAGUACAGCUAGCCUACACGGGUGUAUGCAAUGUUAUUACGUGAAGUAUUUACGGUUAAUGUAGGAAUUAACUUAAGUUAGGAAUUACAUUUUUCUUAUUAUAACCAUUUGGUAAGGUCAGGUUCCCUAUGCUAAUGUGACAGUUGGAAUAACCUUUGAACUAACUCGGUACAAACAAGUACUGUAAAUCUUUUUGUCCAGUUAUAAUCAACAAGCGGCAAGCUGAUCGCACAAGAUGGCUGUCUCGUGAAUUUGUGGCUAAACAUUUGGACAAAAGCCGUUAUUUUGAUCGAGAGAUCCCAGACCCUCUGUACAAAUGAAAUGUACGAGGGUCUGGUUAGGACCAGGCUAACUUCUACUGGCCGGGCAUGCCUCUUUAUGGAUAGACCUGUAGCUACUAACUUGUUAUAUUUAUAGUAACCGAUUGGUCGGUCCAUUCUACAAUUUUAAAAGCUAUUGUAAAACCACGACUGGGAGAACUGCUAUAAAAUAAACGAGUAGCUAUAGUACUAGCUCGAGCUACUACUGUACGUACUGUACAAGUUAGCUCUAGCUUUGUCUACUGUAGCUCAGUACUACUAACGGAACAUUAGCCAGAUUUGCCAUCGUUUUCGAGCUACGACACUAACGUAACAAACACACUGUGUUCCAUAAUUGUAAUUAAAUAUGACUUGUUGCACAUAGUAAUGUUAUUUAUAUUAUUAUAUUA